AUGUAUGACGCGAAAACCGAGGAUGAAGCUGAGGAUUUUGAAGAGGAUGAGGGAGCUGGAGGAGAUGAAGAGGAAGGCGAACCACAUUUUGAGUGUGAUCAACAGGAUAAGGAGCAUAUUCAUGAUGUGAGUUGGGGAGGAAAGGGGAGAAAAAGUGUGCCGCAGAAUUGCAGAAAAGGGGGCGUGGCCAAUUCUCACAUAUUUUCUUGUCAGAUGCUCGCAAAUCUCUACUUCAACAAAGUCGUUCUGCCACAAAUGGAAUACAUCGAGGAUUUUGUCGAUUUUCUGAUCGACGCCGAAUUGAAUGAUCUACCAGUGCUUAAAAGGGCGUGUGAACGAUAUUUGUGCAGCGAGUUGAAUACGGUGGGUUGCGGAAUACUGUAGCGUCCUUUAAAAAAGGAAAAAUCGAUUUUUCUUUUUCUAGAAAAAAGACAUAUCCACGUGUCUUUUGCUGGAUCUCUUGUUCAAUUCGAUUGUCUUUAAUCAACCGGUGAUGAAAAGUAUGACGUUGAGCGAGUUGUCGAAUCGAACUCACGAAUUUGUGGAUUUGGAUGGACUUUUGCAACAGGACGAAUUUGUGUACGUGAAAAUUGACCCGAAAUUUUCAAUUCUAUCUAGAGAUUUUCAGCGAUUUGGACAAGCGAAUGCACAAUUUGGCGGAUCGGAAUUUGACAGAACUCAUUGAGCAAUGUAUCAAUUUUAGGGAUCAGAAGGUGAGGAAGCUGGGCCUGAAAGGCCUACAUUUUUGAAGCCUGGAAUUCUCGGAAACCUCAAAAUAUUUCAUCAAUUUGAAGAUAGGCCUAAAUAAGCCUAAUCCUAAUUUUUUCAGGCUCGAGUUCGAAUUCUCCCAGUGCGUCAAGAAGAGAAUCCCUUCGACACCCAAUUUUCCGCCAAAGAUUUCUAG
Caenorhabditis angaria is the source of this 904-nucleotide messenger RNA. Lineage: Eukaryota; Metazoa; Nematoda; Chromadorea; Rhabditida; Rhabditidae. The record is from the annotation of a GenBank genome assembly.